AUGGGACGGUCGUCGCGAGACCAAGAGAUGCAGACCAGCUCUGGGUUUCAUGGUCGAGCCAUCAUGUCGCAGAGCAGCAGGGAAGAUAGCAUUGGCCAGGACAAGAAGGCCGAUACAGAUAUCGAACCGGAAGCUUCUGUCAGAGGCUCGGAGGAUGUAGAAGCUGCUGCUGUCCCGACUAAACCAUGGGCAGCAGCCUCUCCUCCCCCUCCCGCCCUGUCAGAUGUCCCCGACGGCGGUCUCGACGCCUGGCUGCAGGUUCUCGGAUCCUGGGUCAUCAUGGUCAAUACCUGGGGCCUGGUCAACAGUUACGGGGUGUACCAGACCUACUACGAGACGGUACUGCUCCCCUCCCAGACCUCGUCGGCCAUCUCGUGGAUGGGCUCCCUCCAGGCCGCCCUCCUCAUGGUGCUGGGCGUCGUCUCGGGCCCGCUCUACGACGCCGGCCACCUCAAGCUGCUCGUCCGCGCGGGCCUCUUCCUCAUCGUCCUCGGCAUGUUCAUGACCUCGCUGUGCCGGGCGUACUGGCAGGUGCUCCUGGCGCAGGGGUUCUGCGUCGGCGUCGGCAUGGGCCUCGUCUUCCUGCCCUCGACGGCCGUCAUAUCGCAGUACUUCCGCCGGCACCGCGCCCUGGCCCUCGGCAUCGCCUCGAGCGGCAGCCCCGUCGUGGGCAUGGUCUUCCCCAUCAUCUUCACACACCUCGUGGGCUCCGUCGGCUUCGGCUGGGCCACGCGCGUCAUCGCCUUCAUCCUGCUCGGCCUCGACGUCAUCCCCGUCAUCUUUAUGCACCCGCGCAUAGCAACAACAACGACAGCAACAACGCCGCAGCACUCACCACUGCCCGAACCGGCGGAGACACCACAGCAGCAGCAGCAGCAGCAAGAGAAGAAGAAGCUGCCCCCAAAAAGAAGACCCCGCUUCGACCCCUCCGCCCUCCGCGACGUGCCCUACCUCCUCAUCGCCGCCGCCAGCUUCUUCGCCUUCCUGACCCUCUACGUCGCCUUCUUCUACAUCCAGCUGUACGCCGAGCAGCUGGCCCGCGCCGACUCCCACCCGCCGCCGUCCUUGGCGCCCUACCUCGUCACCCUGCUCAACGCGGGCAGCGUCGUGGGCCGCAUCCUGCCCAACGCCCUGGCCGACCGCGCCGGCAGCCUCAACGUCCUGCUGGCCUGCACCGGCGCCAGCGCGGCCCUCGCCUACGCCUGGCUCGGCACGCGCGGCCUGGGCGGGCUCGCGGCCUUCGCCCUGCUCUACGGCGGCUUCUCGGGCGGCGUGCUGUCGGUGCUGCCCAGCGUCGUCAUGGCCAUGACGCCCGACCUGAGCCGCCUCGGCGCGCGCAUGGCCGUCCUGUUCCUCCUCGGCGGGCUGUCGGUGCUCUGCGGCACGCCCAUCGCCGGCGCGGUGCUGGGCGGCGCCAGCGAGGCCGAGUGGAAGGGCAUGAUCGGGUACAGCGCUGCGGGGUUGACCGUCGCCACGGUGCUGCUUUGUGUAUCGCGGGCUAUAUUGUACAGGAAGACUGGCAAGAUAAGGCAGUGA
This is a messenger RNA of Thyridium curvatum, 1536 nucleotides long. RefSeq lists its product as uncharacterized. Gene Ontology annotation, cellular component: fungal-type vacuole membrane. The transcript has a single exon. The record is from RefSeq and is a predicted model, not a curated record. The coding region runs from base 1 to 1536 and encodes 511 amino acids. Gene Ontology annotation, biological process: transmembrane transport. Gene Ontology annotation, molecular function: transmembrane transporter activity. Lineage: Eukaryota; Fungi; Ascomycota; Sordariomycetes; Thyridiales; Thyridiaceae.